AUGUUGGACAUAAAUCUAUUUUGGGAGGAAAAGGGUACCAACCCAGAAAUUAUAUGUGAAUCUCAACGCCGCAGGUUUAAAAAUGUAAAAAUUGGUGAUGAAAUUAUUCAUCUUGACAAGGAGUGGCGACAACGUCAAACUGAGCUCACACAGUUGCAUCAAGACUUGCACAGGACUGCCGGGAAAGGGGAAACCAAGGACCUAAUGGCAAAGAAAGUUGUAGAGGUUCAGGAAGCCCGUUCAGCAUUAUGUUCAAAAUUGAGCAAGGCUGGAAAUCUUGUGCAUGAUUCAGUUCCUGUUAGCAAUGAUGAGGCAAAUAAUGUUGUUGUCCGAACUUGGGGAGAGAAAAGAACGGAGCCAAAACUAAAAAAUCAUGUCGAGCUUGUGGAGCUUCUUGGAAUUGCUGAUCUAGAAAAAGGUGUUAAGGUUGCUGGUGGUAGAGGGUAUUGUUUGAAAGGUGCUGGUUUGCAUCUAAAUCAUGCUCUUAUAAAGUUUGGUUGUAUUUUUCUUGAGAAAAGGGGUUUUAAGUCGAUUAAAACUCCAUUCUUUAUGGUGCAUGAUAUAAUGGAAAAGUGUGCUCAAUUAACCCAAUUUAACGAAGAACUUUACAAGGUAACAGGUGAGGGAGAUGAUAAGUAUCUGAUUGCUACUGCUGAACAACCACUUUGUGCUUAUAACAUAGAUAAAUGGAUUCAUCCACAACAGCUACCACUAAGAUAUGCUGGAUAUUCAUCUUGCUUCCGGAACGAAGCUGGCUCACAUGGUCAUGACACUCGUGGACUCUUCCGUGUUCAUGAGUUUCAGAAAGUUGAACAGUUCUGCAUCACCAGCCCAAAUGGAAAUGAAUCGUGGGACAUGCUUGAGGAGAUGAUAAAAAACUCUGAGGAGUUUUAUCAAAUGUUGAAAUUACCUUAUCGUGUAGUCUCUAUCGUCUCUGGUGCACUAAAUGAUGCUGCAGCAAAGAAGUAUGACUUGGAAGCAUGGUUCCCUGCAUCCAGCACUUACCGAGAACUUGUCUCUUGUUCAAAUUGCACUGAUUACCAGUCAAGAAAGUUGGAGAUCAGAUUUGGGGAGAAAAAGAGCAAUGAACAAACAAAGCAAUAUUGCCAUUUAUUGAAUUCUACACUCACAGCAACAGAGACGACUAUCUGUUGCAUUCUUGAGAAUUACCAGAGGGAAGAUGGUGUUGAAGUCCCUGAAGUGUUGCAGCCGUUUAUGGGUGGGAAGAAAUUCAUCCCUUUCCAAGCUCUUCCUGUUAAAGCAACAAAAGGAAAGAAAUCAAAGUAG
Molecule: messenger RNA, 1287 nt
Organism: Lactuca saligna
Lineage: Eukaryota; Viridiplantae; Streptophyta; Magnoliopsida; Asterales; Asteraceae
Source: the annotation of a GenBank genome assembly